AUAUUAAAAAAUGAAGCAAGCUUGGACGAAACCAGAACUAUAUGAAUUCAUCCUGAACACUGGCUGUAGGAUUUCAGAGACCAAAAACAACCUUAGAGAAGAAACUAAGGAGAAGAUUGGAAGAUUAGCAGUGAUGCUCUCUUCACAAGAGCAAGGAGAGCUUAUGAAGCUUCUUGUAGCCAUCUCUGGAGCCAAGAAAGGCAUAGAAGUCGGUGUCUUCACUGGGUAUUCAGCCCUCUGCCUCGCAGAAGGUCUCCCAGAGGAUGGCAAACUCUACGCUCUUGAUGUCAGCGAAGAAUGGACCUCUAUUGGUCAAAAGUACUGGGAAGAGGCAGGAGUUGCAGAUAAGAUCGAGCUCAUUCUAGCCCCAGCCAUUGAAACUCUUGAUGGAUUCAUUGCAGACGAAGAACAAGUGGAGACCUUCGAUUUUGCAUUCAUUGAUGCUGAUAAGGUAAACUAUCCAGAUUACUAUGAAAAGUUGAUUACUCUUUUGAAGCCAAAUGGAUUCAUCAUUGUUGACAAUGUUUUAUGGGGUGGAAGCGUGGUUGAAGAUCCUAGCACAUUUGAUGAAGAUACAGCUGCAUUGAGAAAGCUUUCAGCCAUAGUGAGAGAGGAUGAGAGAGUCGAGCAUGUCAUGCUACCAAUUGCUGAUGGAGUUACAAUAAUCAGAAAGAAAUAG
Moneuplotes crassus is the source of this 679-nucleotide messenger RNA. The record is from the annotation of a GenBank genome assembly. Lineage: Eukaryota; Ciliophora; Spirotrichea; Euplotida; Euplotidae.